Molecule: messenger RNA, 333 nt
Organism: Pediculus humanus corporis (human body louse)
Lineage: Eukaryota; Metazoa; Arthropoda; Insecta; Psocodea; Pediculidae
Exons: 3
Coding region: 1-333 (110 amino acids)
Source: RefSeq, a predicted model, not a curated record
AUGAUCCCGUAUGAUGAUAUAGCCGGAAAGGAUGCUCUUAUUGCAGAUGCGAUUGGGAUCAAUGAAGAUGAUGCAUUUGCCUUCGGACCUCAUGAAUCAUUUCACAAAGACAUCGGACCAUCGGACAAGGUAAAGGGGAAAGAUGGCACGUCUGACUUAGAAAUUGAUCCAGAAGGCGGUGAAAGAAAAACUUGGUUGGGAGGCAAAUUUUCACCCUGGUGUCAGGCCCAAUCCAGACAAAAUACAAGGCAUAAAUUCAUUUUCGACCCCGAAAAAUACGAAAGACAUAAAAAGGUUCUUAGGUUUAGUUGGAUACUAUCGAAGGUUUAUUAA